Phycomyces blakesleeanus NRRL 1555(-) is the source of this 2598-nucleotide messenger RNA. RefSeq lists its product as hypothetical. The transcript is spliced from 6 exons. Gene Ontology annotation, molecular function: phosphatidylinositol-4,5-bisphosphate phospholipase C activity. The record is from RefSeq and is a predicted model, not a curated record. Gene Ontology annotation, biological process: lipid metabolic process; intracellular signal transduction. The coding region runs from base 1 to 2598 and encodes 865 amino acids. Lineage: Eukaryota; Fungi; Mucoromycota; Mucoromycetes; Mucorales; Phycomycetaceae.
AUGUUAGCUCUGGCUGAAAGCGUUUUAAUGCUUCUGAUGCUUUCCUUUUUUAUCAGGACUUGCAAGUUAUUGGCUUCCAAAUGCAAACCAAAUGGUCCAUCUCACCAUAUCUGUUUGCUAAGCUGUUUCAGAACCUUGGUACUUAUGUCACUUCACCUCCUAAUAACCACUGAGCUUGACGACGAUGCCAGCAAAUUGACAAAAGUGCCAGCGAAACCAACAAAGCUGGCAAUGGCAGCAAUAUCGACAUGGAGGAACAUGAUGUCUUCCGUAACCAACCUCAACUCACCAGUGGAUGAAGAUGUUGAUUGGCUCAACAGCUUACUUGGAUCAUGCUUAACCUGGAACUCUAAUACCUCGACUACUCACCCAUUCCCAGACCUUCAGUCAAUGGUGUUACUUGCUCUGGUAGAUGGUGACAACAAUAUGUUCUCUUGUAGAAUCUUGAAAAAGAUCCUUUUCACCAUCAGACUUGUUCUAAAGCUGCAAGAGGAAGCCAUCACAAACGGAUCACCUUUCAAGCUAUCCCGUUUGGAUGCACUCUUGAACUACCAGAGCAGAAAGAAGUCCAAGCUCCCUGUACUCACUUCGAUACCUGUGACAAUCGAUUUGCUCAAAAACAAGUCUGUCUUGGCAUAUGUAAACAUGCCCUCAGAUCACUUGAAGUUACUUGCCACGAACCCCGUGAAAGCAAAGUCCAUGUUUGCUAUGCCUGAUCAUAUGCCAGACCAGUUUGUAUGCUUACAGCAAGGCAAGAAAUGGAGAACACACAAGAAUUUCCAGCAGCCGAUGUUUACACACAACAAGAUAGACUUUUGGUCUGGGAUGUUGUUGAGUUUGCCAGUGGCUCUGCCAAUGCCUGUUUCUUUUUAUAAUGUUUUGCUCCCUGAAAACAACCAUUUCGUUCACAUCGAAACUAAGCGUACUAGUAUGAGAGUUAAGAAAUUACUCCAGGUUGAUGCUUCUCCUAUCGAUAUUGACUUUUGCUUCAGUGUGUCCCCAAGGAAGAUUGACCCCGUACUUCCAGUUCACUGGUCCUUGCUCCUAGUCCCCCAUUUCUUGAAACGGCAUAUCCCUCAAGAUCUUGACAACCUGAAUAACAAAAACCAUUUUUACAAGGUUAGGAUUGCGAUGAUAACACUCUUUACGAAUGACAUGUUAGGAAGCUGGUCAAAGCAGUACAAUCCUUACAAAAGUUGGUCUAUGAAGUGUGCAGCUCUUUCCUUUGAAGAGAAGUCUUUAAUAGAGAACAUCUACUUCCUAUCUGCAAUCCUAAAGAAAGAUGGUGCAAGUGGAAUGUCAUUGCUCCCUGUCUUUGUCAAAGACCUCAAGAUGCUUGAAGCUGGACUGGUAAUGUUCUCAGCUGAAGACAAUGAACAUGUCUUAGUCGUAGGACCACUUCUUUGGAUUGAGGCUGACACACCAUGCCAUUCCGAACUCUGUGGUUUACGUGCCUCUACUUGUCUAACCGCGGAAAAAUUGAAGGAUGAGAUACACUAUACGGGUAGUCAUGCUAGCAGAACUAAGGAACGUUAUCAGAUUGCUACAUCUACCCCAGAUAGAAGUUCAACUAUACUAGAUGCUCCCUUGACUGGUAAAAACUUUAAGGCAAGUGAACUAAGCUUCCAAUAUAUGGCAAUGAACGUACUGUUAGAUCUGGAUUCGUUUGAUCCGUCGACCAAUACACCUGUAGAAAUACUACAUAACAUUCUUCUUGGUGUUGCGAAGUAUUUGGUGACCGAUUUGGUAAAGGUCGUUCUAAAGGGACACCCCGGUUUACUAAACAAGCUAAUUGACUCCUUGAAUGAAUAUGAGAAGUCUCAAGGUUUAUCACGAAAGUUUACUAGACUCCUAAGACAUUGCGGCUCGUUCCUUGGAAGAGAUUUUAAGAUUCUUGUACAAAUCCUCCCCAUCGUCUUGGCUACCGAGUUUGUAAAUGAUAAUGAUCUCUCUCUCAUAACCCCAUGUUUUGUCCAUCUUGGCCGUCUUUGUUCCCUGGUGUUUGUUAGAGCAGUUAAUCUGAUCCAAAAACUAUAUUUUUAUGACAAGAACUGUGGUAUUGAGGGUCAUAAGCCGUAUACCUCAAAGCCAAAAGUACAGCUGCUCACACAUCUUCCCGACGACCUUCAAAGAUUUGGAACUGCUUUACAUUACGAAACCGAAAAAGGUGAGCAGUUUAACAAGCAUAUCCGUGAACACCUAAUGCAUACAAAUAGAUUAAACACCUCAAGAGACGUAUGUCUCAAAUUCGCCAAGCAAGCAGUUAUGAGACACGUCAUUGAUGGUGGUUCAUGGAUGAACAAAGACGGCCAGAGAGAGCAUUAUGGUGGUGAUACUGCAGUGUUCCUUCACGAAAAUGUCGACAAGAACUUCCAGGAUAUCUUGUUUGGCAGAUUAAGAGACUUCGCCAAUAACAACGACAUUGACAAUAUUGCAGACCUCCCACCUCGUAAUAAUACCUUUGGAGUAUUCGUGCUCAAUGAGAGUAGAGACCAGCCAGUCCAUUAUAUUAUUGGAAAGGUCUCCUCUCUGAGAGUAGAACACUACAGAGUUGAGAGUAGCGCCCAUGGUCAAGAGAACAACUUUCUCCUCGCAUAA